UAAUUAUAGAUAUUACCAUGGUGGAAUUUUGAAUAGAAAGUGUCGAAAACCAUUAUAUGAGGGUGGAGAAAUUACUCGAAUAUUCGAUGUGGAUAUUGAUAAGAUGUCUUACUUCGACCUAACUAAUGAUAUUGAGGAGUUAGGGUAUACUAAAAGUUGCACAUUUUAUGUUAGGCCACCUAGGAGUGAAUUUCUAUUAGAUAUACAAAAUGAUGAGGAUAUUUUUUUAACUUUCACAAAGCUUUAAAAAUGGAGAUAUUGUUGAGGUCUAUGUUUGUCACAUGGUUGAUGAAUUGGGAGGCCCCAUUGGUUUGUUGGAAUACACUCCUACCAAUAAGGAAUCUUUUGGUGCUUCUAAUAAAGAAGGGGACAGGGGGUUGAUGAUAUUAAUGAAAAUGAGUUUGAAGCUACAACUACUCAACCAGUAGUUGCAACUAAUCAACCUGUAGCUUCUCAAACUUCUUUGAUUGGCGACCCUGAGGUUGUUGCACCUACUCAAUCAUCAACUACUACUACUACAACUGUUGAGCCUGAGACUGAUGCACCUACUCAACUAACAUUUAAUCCAACUGUUGAAGAGGAUGACUUUUCAGUGCUAGAUUCAGACCAAUCAACUGAAAAUAGUUCAAAUUCAGACCAUGAAGAUCUAUUAAAUGAAGCUGAUGGUGAAUAUCGAAGUGUCCAUGAAGAAAAUAUAAACUCAAGGGUUGAGAAGAUGUCAUACCAAAAUAGGAAGAGAACAGAAAGAGCACCAAAAGACCCUGAAGAAGUUUCAGUUGUUGAAGUUGGUCCAGAUGUGAGUUUUCAUGAGACUGAAUCUGUUGAUAAAAAAAGGAGUGUAGUAGAACAUAAAAUAAGAACACAUGGGCAUGAUUUUUGAAAUUGUUGAAAGAGCUGGGAUUAGGUGAUGGCAGAGAUUAUACACUAAUUUUAGAUAUGCAAAAGGGGCUUACAUCAAUAGUUAAACAUCUUUUAUCAGAGGUGGAGCAUAGGAUGUGUGCAAGACACAUUCUUGCUAACUGGGCAAAAUAUUACAGAGGUUUAGAAAGAAGGAAUCAGUUUUGGAAAUGUGUAAGAAUCACCUUUGAGGCAGAGUUGAAGGCAAAUUUGGUUCACAUGGCAUUGUUAGAUUUUGUUGCUGUUGGAUCAAGUAAUGAAGUAGGUACUUGUAGAGCAAUUCCUAAACCUAGAGUAAGGCCAAGAAAGACACCUACUACUACUACUACUGAUGGAGAACCUUCUAAGCUUAAGGGAAGACCAAGAAAAACAAAUGUUAAUCUUGAUGCACCUCCUUCUAGGCCUAGGGGAAGGCCAAGAAAAACAACAAACAAUGAGGCAUCUGCAAGAAUUUGUGGACCUAUUGCAACAUCAACUAUAGGCAGGGAAAGAGACACAACAUUGGUAAGGGCUGAUACAACACCUGCAAGGAAAAGAGUCAUAGGCAUUGGAAGGGCUGAUAAAACACCUACAAGGUGAAGAGGCAUAGGCAUUGAAAGGGCUGAUACAACACCUGAAAGAACUUGUGAACCUAUUGCAACAUCAACUAUAGGUAGGGGUAUGACUUUUGAAUCUCUUCAUUUUCAAAUCCUUUUUAUAAAAUUGAUUUUCACACAUGUUGUAACAUAGAAAGAGACACAAAACCUGUAAGGUCUGAUACAACACCUGCAAGGGGAAGAGGCAUAGGCAUUGGAAGGGUUGAUAAAACACAUGCUAGGGGAAGAGGCAUAGGCAUUGGAAGGGGUAGGGGAAUAAGUAAUACGAGUGUUCAAGCACCAGGAAGGGGUAGGGGUUUCAAAGUACCUCUAAGUGGUAUAGGAGUGUCAAAGAGGAUAUCUUUGCAUGAGUGGUUUGAAAAUUCAACAAGUUACACUACGAGUGCUCCACCAAAUCCACCUUUUUCACCUGUUCAUUCUCAAUUAAUGCAGUACCUACUAAAAGGUCCAGAACAGUUGGAAUGAGAGCUUUAUUGCUGAAAAUAGCUUAAAAAUAUACAAUGUAAGUCCUAAAAUCUCUGUUAACUUUGUAUUAACUUCAAUGUUUCCUUAAUGUUGUCAAAAUUUUCUUCCUACAUAUUACAGCCAGGACUUCCAAGUAAUGGGAUAUUAUAUACAGGUUGUAGACAACCUAUCAAUUCUGUUGAUAUUACUUGGGACCUUGAUUUCAAACCAACAACUAGUGUAAGGUGGAAAGGGAAAAAAGCAAUGACAUCAAAUCAACUUGAAGUGAUGAGGGAUGGGAUGAGAGUGAACCAAAGACAGAAAAUGCCUUCAUGAGUAGUUUAACCAUUUUGAUAGUUUUUUGAGAUAAAAGAUGAUGUAAGAUUGUUACUGGGCAAGUUAUUUCACCAAACAAUGUGAUCUUAUUUACCAUGUUUUGAAGUUGUGAUGCUUUAGUUGAACAUCUAUGUUAACUUGAUAUAAUGAUUUUGUUAAUCAACUAAUGUAUGUUACAUUUGCUUGUUUUAA
This is a messenger RNA of Solanum pennellii, 2465 nucleotides long. RefSeq lists its product as uncharacterized. The transcript is spliced from 5 exons. The record is from RefSeq and is a predicted model, not a curated record. The coding region runs from base 937 to 1476 and encodes 179 amino acids. Lineage: Eukaryota; Viridiplantae; Streptophyta; Magnoliopsida; Solanales; Solanaceae. Gene Ontology annotation, molecular function: DNA binding.